AUAGCUUUCACGUGACGUCACAUCCGCGCGCUUGCUGCCGCGGCCGCCAUCUUUGCGAACCGCUUGUCGCUUGUCUGACGCGCGCGCGCUGCGAGGAUCCGUCGAGCAGUGGUUUUCUCUGUCGUGACAGGCUUUUUACUCGCACAUGCCAGCAUUUCCGACUGCACAGCCCUUUUGCGGGGGCUACUUCUCGCAGUUGAUUGGAUCUGCGCGUGUACGGUACAAAGAAAAGAUUGAACUGUGCGAGAACGUCGAUCCCUACACACUCCGUCUGGGAACGGACACAAGUGCCGACGCCAGCCUGUUGCCGAGUGUCGCUCACGGUGACAUCGUCACCUACUUGGUAUUCUCCACCAGCUUUGUGACUCUGGAGCAGAUGAAGGCCUACAAAGCGCUGGAGUCCCACAAUUAUUUCACGAGUGGUUGGGUCAAGAGUUUGUCAGCGAAGAGGCUCGGAGAAGACAAAGUGCUCCUACUUGGAGAGGUGAACCACUCUCAAAGGUUGGGAGAGUGCCCUCUAAAGGUGUGGGUGCUGUGCAAGCAGAGCGGCGCCGUAGUGACUGGACACUGUACCUGCAUGGCAGGGACUGGGGAGACAUGCUCACAUGUUGGUGCCUGCCUGUUCGCCAUUGAAACAGGUGCCCGGCUCAACCAGUCGACUACCUGCACUCAGAAGGAGAAUGCCUGGCUGCCGGCUUAUGUUGAGAAGGUGAAGUACAAAAGACUUAAAGACAUAGACUUCAGUUCCUCGAAAGAAAAGAAGCGUCGCCUCGAUGCAACAAGCAGUGGAUCAAAAGAAACCAAAGUGCCAAAGCAACGAAAAGGCAUUUCAGCCCCAUCACCGACUGAGCUCAAGGAGCUUUAUGCGGCAUUCAACACUACAGGUGUUGUACCUGCUAUAUUUUCCCUGCUGCCCGACUAUUGUGAACGCUUUCAAGAACCCGUUCAAAGAACAGUUGCUCACCUGAGAGACCUCUACUCAGAUACUCAUGCAGCAGAUGAUCUGGAAACUCUUGUCGCAAAAGCUGACACUUUUAUGUCAACAUUCAUCGUCAGUGAAGAAACCGUCAAGUCUGUGGAAGCUCGCACAAAAGACCAAAAAAAAAUCUUGAAAGAUGACGAGUUUUGCACCAGCAUGAUGGCUACUGCCAAAGAAUUCUUUGUGAAAGCUAUCCUACCCGAGCUGUUGAGCCACUAUUUUACUAGGCAACUCAAAUAUCCAGAUCAGACGGCCAGUGAGGAUGCGUACUGCUUCUGCCGAGGGCCAGAGACUGGCAAAAUGAUCGCCUGUGACAGCAGCUCCUACAAGCUGCUUUUUCCCUUUUGUUGUAUGCUGGGACUGGAGACGCGCACAAUAAAAUCCAACACUGUCCUCUAUGUUGAACCCCCUAUCUGCGAGGACAACAUCACCAGGAACCAAGUUGUCCAAUAA
This is a messenger RNA of Rhipicephalus sanguineus (brown dog tick), 1432 nucleotides long. RefSeq lists its product as uncharacterized. The transcript is spliced from 4 exons. The record is from RefSeq and is a predicted model, not a curated record. The coding region runs from base 146 to 1432 and encodes 428 amino acids. Lineage: Eukaryota; Metazoa; Arthropoda; Arachnida; Ixodida; Ixodidae. Gene Ontology annotation, molecular function: zinc ion binding.